Messenger RNA from Dendronephthya gigantea, 1210 nucleotides. Its product is annotated as non-structural maintenance of chromosomes element 1 homolog. Bases 84 to 881 code for a protein of 265 amino acids. Gene Ontology annotation, cellular component: nucleus; Smc5-Smc6 complex. NCBI's taxonomy places the organism in Eukaryota, Metazoa, Cnidaria, Anthozoa, Malacalcyonacea, Nephtheidae. The record is from RefSeq and is a predicted model, not a curated record. Gene Ontology annotation, molecular function: ubiquitin-protein transferase activity. The transcript is spliced from 9 exons. Gene Ontology annotation, biological process: double-strand break repair via homologous recombination; DNA damage tolerance.
AAUUGUCACUGAAAACCUAUGCUGUAAACACACAGCAUAUGAGAACUUUAAAAUUAGUCUAAAUAAAAAAUUUCAGGUGCAAAAUGCAGAAAUCACACCGUCUUUAUCUUCAAUGCUUUAUGGCAAGGCCAUUCAUGUCAGAGAAAGAAGCCAAAGAGUCAUAUUCAAGUUGUGUUGAAGUAUUUCAAGAUAAUUUUGAUCCAGCCAAUUUCCAGAGAUGUAUAAACACCAUUAAUAAUGCUCUACAACCGUUGUUUUUGGAAAUACGAAAAGGCGUUUCAGAAGAUGACGGGAAAUAUUACUACGGAUUGGUGAACAGUAGUGAAGAUCAAAUUUCGAAGCUUGCGACAAGCUACACGGCACAUGACGUCGAAUAUUUCAGGAAAGUGUUAGAUACUUUUGUCCAGUCGGAUGAUGGAACGGCAACUUCCGUGGAACUUCUUCACGGCGCUGCUGAUUUACAGAAAUCGAUGAGUGCUUCACAUGCUGAGAAACUUCUCAAUAUGUGGGUAAAAGGCAAGUGGCUUUCUCAGUCGUUAGGUGAUUAUUGGCUCGGUCCUCGAGCUGUACUGGAACUUCAACCGUACCUCAAGAGAGUUUAUGAAGACUAUGUGAUGGAUUGUAAAAUAUGUAUGGAUUUUGUUCUUCGGGGGCAAAGUUGUGUUGCUUGUGAUUUCAAAAUACAUCAUCAUUGCGCGGCAAGAUAUUUUAAAGGAAGAAGCGUAAGAAAAUGUUCUAACUGUAAUAUUGAUUGGCCUCAUGAAAUCGAUGAAACACUUUGUCAAAACGAAGAAGCUGAUACUGCGACGAACUCUCAACCUGAGGAACCAAGACAGUCGUCCAAUGUAACUCGUCCAGGUCGAAAGAGAACCAGGCGAUGAUGUAUCUUCAAUCAGAUGCGUAUAUUCGCUUGCGAAAGAUUACAGCUUGACUGUCGACAUUAUUUUAAAAGUCAUUAAUAGUUGAUGCGCACAGAACAAGAGACUUUGCGCAGGAUCGAUGGUAACAUAAAUGAGUAGGUUUUGCAACCGUUUUAAACAUUAAUCCGACGAAAUCUGGAUACAUAAACAACGUGACCAUGUUACAGCUUUACGGUGGCGAACAAUCGUUCGUUUUAAGAUUAUCUGGGGAUUAUUUUAAAAAAAUUGUUAAUUUUUGUUGUGUUCAAAAGUCGCACUUUGCGGCCAAUAAAUAUAGAUCAUAUGGUCUU